Catharus ustulatus (Swainson's thrush) is the source of this 4732-nucleotide messenger RNA. It is a transcript of the gene ECE1, whose product is annotated as endothelin converting enzyme 1. Gene Ontology annotation, biological process: peptide hormone processing. Bases 1017 to 3428 code for a protein of 803 amino acids. Gene Ontology annotation, cellular component: plasma membrane. Gene Ontology annotation, molecular function: metalloendopeptidase activity. Lineage: Eukaryota; Metazoa; Chordata; Aves; Passeriformes; Turdidae. The transcript has 19 exons. The record is from RefSeq and is a predicted model, not a curated record.
CCCCCCCCCCCCCCCGCACCUAGGCCACCAUGUUGGAGUUGGGAAAAGGCAUAUUCUUAUUGAAGCAAAUAACGGCUUGGAUGGGGGAGGUGGAUGACAAAAACUACCCAGUUUUCCCCCAAGAACAGGGGUGCUCCUGCUUCACGUGCUGGAGAGGGGUGGGGAGCACCCAGAGGUGCUGUAAUGCCCCCAAUAUGGAGGAUAUGGGUGUUAAAAAUACCUCCCGGGCCCGAUUUCUCCUUAAAUUAAGGAUGCCGGGGGUCGAUCCCGGUGCCUCUCGGCAGUGUUUUGGGGUAGCUCGGGCUGAGCUUGGAUUCUAUGAUGGCUGGUACAGGGUUGAGCUAGCAUAUCUCUUGUGAAAGGAGAACAGAAAGGGAUUAUUUCUUGGUCUUUUUCCUUUUGUUUUCAGGAUGAGGUAGGCCGGGUGGGGGAUCGCUGAUUGCAUUUCCUCAGGAAAUGGAGUGAGAGCUGGGAUUCCAGGAAUUUGGUGUUGCGGAGCCAUGGGGGCUUCAUGGAUUCCCCCACCGCGUGAGCGGUGAUUUGUGCUCGGAGCUGCUAAUUUCAGCCAUGUGCGAAGUACUAAAAUAGGUGGAAAAAAGUGAAAGGGGUUGUGAAAAAAUAGGAUCUAAACAGAGAUUUUUCCUCAUGAUAAAAUCUUGCAGUUGAGGCUCUUUCGCCUCACGGUUCUCAGGCUCCAGGCGGGCACCCAGGGGAGAUUUUUGGGGCUGCAAACGGAGAUUUCGGUACAACCAAGGAGGGAAACCACUUCUUCGUUUUAACCCUUUCUUUCCCCCAGGUGGGUUUUGUGGUUAAUUAAACUGAGGCUGAGAUUUGGGAUCCGGGGAAGGGAUGGGGUCCAGGGAGAGGAUGAGACUUGUUUUUAAGUGUGCAAAGUAGGGUUUGGGAAGGCUGCUGUUUGAAACAGGGCUGAAAACCGGUGCCGUCAUUCUGCCAGAGGAAACUGAGGCACGGCUGUGCGGGACUUGGAUUGAUGACAGUGGGAUGAGGACAUCCAGAUGGGUGUAAACCCCCUCGCUGUGCUGAUUAUAAGAGGCCGGGCACAGGCACAAGAUAAUGCCCGGGGAACACGGCGCCGUCCACAGCUGAAAUUCCUGGUGCUGUCGCCUUUGGGUGCUCGCAGGGACAUCUCCGGGUGUUUCACGAUGUCGACCUACAAGCGGGCGACACUGGAUGAUGAAGACCCCCUGGACUCCUUUGGUGAUGGUGAUGGAUACCCUAAUGGCUUUCAGGUGAACCUCCGCAGCUCACGGGGCAGCCGGGGGUGCUGGGCCGAGCGGACACGUGCCGAAAAGCAGCUGGUGGUGCUGGUGGGGGUGUUGGCGGUGCUGCUCGUGGCCUGUCUGCUGGGACUCAUCUUCCAGUACAGAGCCAGGCCACCUGCCGUGUGCCUGUCAGAAGCCUGCAUCUCCAUCACCAGCUCCAUCCUCAGCUCGCUGGACCGUGCGGUGAAUCCCUGUGAAGACUUCUUCAGCUAUGCCUGCGGGGGCUGGAUCAAGGCCAACCCCCUCCCCGAUGGUCACUCGCGCUGGGGCACCUUCAACAACCUCUGGGAGCACAACCAGGCCAUCAUGAAACACUUGCUGGAAAACACCACAGCCAAUGUGUCAAGCGAGGCAGAGCGCAAGGCACAACGCUAUUACCAAGCCUGCAUGAAUGAGAGCAAGAUCGAGGAGCUGAGAGCCACCCCGCUCAUAGAACUCAUCCAAAAGCUGGGUGGUUGGAACAUCACAGGUACCUGUGCCGGUGACAACUUCAACGAGACACUGCGGGAGGUGACAGCGCAUUAUCGCACCUCGCCCUUCUUUUCCGUCUACGUCAGCGCCGACUCCAAGAACUCCAACAGCAACGUCAUCCAGGUGGAUCAGUCGGGGCUGGGCCUGCCAUCGCGGGAUUACUACCUGAACAAGACUGAGAAUGAGAAGGUGCUCGCUGGGUACCUGAACUACAUGGUGCAGCUGGGGAUGUUCCUGGGAGGCAUCGAUGAGGAGUCAACACGGCAGCAGAUGCAGCAGAUCUUGGACUUUGAGACGGCCUUGGCCAACAUCACCAUCCCGCAGGAGAAGCACCGGGAUGAGGAGGUCAUCUACCAUAAAAUGACAGCAGGAGACCUAAAGGAGCUGGCACCGGCUGUGGACUGGAUGCCCUUCCUCUCCACGGUCUUCUACCCUGUGGAGCUCAACGAGUCAGAGCCUGUUGUGGUCUAUGCCAAGGAGUACCUGGAGCAGGUCUCUAACCUCAUCCUGGCCACAGAUAAGUGUCUCCUCAACAACUACAUGAUCUGGAACCUGGUGCGGAAAACUAGCCCACUCCUUGACCAGCGCUUCCGGGAUGCUGAAGAAAAAUUCAUGGAAGUGAUGUACGGGACAAAAAAGAGCUGCCUCCCGCGCUGGAAGUUUUGCAUCAGUGACACGGACAACAACCUGGGCUUCGCCCUGGGGGCCAUGUUUGUCAAGGCCACCUUUGCUGAGGACAGCAAGCAGGUGGCAGAGGAAAUGAUUGCGGAGAUUAAAACUGCCUUCGAGGAAAGUCUGGAGACUCUGCAGUGGAUGGAUGAAGAGACUAGGAAAUCAGCCAAAGAGAAGGCAGAGGCCAUUUACAACAUGAUCGGCUAUCCCAAAUUCAUCAUGGACCCCAAGGAGCUGGAUAAAGUCUUUAAUGAUUAUGAGGCCGUGUCCGACCUCUAUUUCGAGAAUGUCAUGCAGUUUUACAACUUCUCAGCCAGGGUCACAGCUGACCAGCUCCGGAAACCGCCAAACCGGGACCAGUGGAGCAUGACACCUCCAACGGUCAAUGCGUAUUACUCUCCCACCAAGAAUGAGAUUGUCUUCCCUGCCGGCAUCCUCCAGGCCCCCUUUUACACCCAUGCAUCCCCCAAGUCCCUGAAUUUUGGUGGGAUUGGCGUGGUGGUGGGCCAUGAGUUGACACAUGCCUUCGAUGACCAAGGCCGGGAAUAUGACAAAGAUGGCAACCUACGUCCCUGGUGGAAGAACUCCUCGGUGGAGGCCUUCAAGCAUCAGACAGCAUGCAUGGUGGAGCAGUACAGCAACUACACUGUCAAUGGUGAGGCAGUCAAUGGCAAGCACACCCUUGGGGAGAACAUCGCUGACAACGGGGGCCUCAAGGCUGCCUAUCGGGCAUAUCAAAACUGGCUGAAAAAGAAUGGGGAUGAAGAAAUACUCCCGACUCUUGGCCUCACCAACUACCAGCUCUUCUUUGUUGGUUUUGCACAGGUGUGGUGCUCAGUUCGCACACCAGAGAGCUCGCACGAGGGGCUCAUCACCGAUCCCCACAGCCCCUCGCGUUUCCGUGUCAUCGGCACCGUCUCCAACUCCCCGGAGUUUGCGGAGCAUUUCAGCUGCCCCCCGGGCUCCCCCAUGAACCCCCUCAAGAAGUGUGAAGUCUGGUGAUGGGCAAGUGCCCAAGGGAACCAGCAGCUGGUUGCUUUGUCCUUUGCCAACAGCUGGGCUUCCCCAGUCCUUUGAGGCUCAAACCACUUCUCCAUGCCAUGGAGAGCCUGACUCCUCAGCUGGAGCAGUGUCCACACCCCUGGCAUUGUCCAAGGUUCAAUCCACUGUGAAAACUCCUCAUCCCCCUGCUUGUUGGUGAAAUGACUUUCCCAACCAUCACCGGGCCAAGUGUUGCAGCAUCCGCAUGUGUGGGUACUGCGUGUAUUUACACACACAGUACUCCAGCCUGACCCACUGCCCAGAAAACCCUUCUGUUUUGGAGGUGAUAAAGGGAACCCCUAACAGCAGCAGGUUUGUCUGCGUGUCUAAAUACACCUGAUGUACCACCUUCUCUCCAAAGAUGCGCACACAAGGGUGGAAAAUAUUUUAAGAUAUAUUUUUUCGAGGGGGAAGAAAUACAUAUAUUUUUUUCAUGUGUUGUGGAAUACACUGGAAAUUUUCAGGGAAAAUGCAUUUAAAAGCCUUUUUUUAGUAAAAGAUUAGUAUAUUUAUUAAUUUUUUUUACUUAGUGCAGCUGUAGGUGCAGUACCCUGUGGUGACAGUCCCUUGGCCAGGGAAGCUGGGUAGGGCUGUGGAUAUCUUUCCACUCUUGGCUCCUGUGUUUCUCUGAGAGGGGCAUCCUCACAGGAUGCUGAUGGGAAAAUUAGGGACAGCAGGCUUGGGGACAGGGCUGAAGGAUGCUGCAAGUCACAGAGGCUGUGCUGGGAUGCUGCAGCUCCUGGGAUUAGCUUUAAUUGCAGAGUGUAAAGGGAAGAAUUGACAUAACCAAAGAUGUUACCAAGGUGGUGAUAGGGUGGAUGAAGCAUCCUGUUCUUCCUCCUGUCCCCUCUGAAGCCAGCCCAGCCAGGAUUUCCUGGCCCUAAAGCUUCCCAGACAAGUGCAGGGCAGUUCCUGCCACUGCUUCUCUCAUGCCAAGCCUGCUCUCUGCCUGGGAAAUCGCAAGCUUCAAAAGCACCACGUGGCCCCAGAACUCUGGCCCUUCACAGCUGGUUUGGCACCACUGUGAGAAGUGAUCAGGAUAGGGCUGAGGGACUUUUUAAAGGGAUGUUUUUAAUACUUGUUUGGAGGGGAAAGCACUGACAAGAGCUCAGUGUCUUCUUGCUCUAGACAAACCAGAGACACAGAGCGAUUUUUAAUAUUUAUACAUAAAAGGGAGGGAUGGAAGGGGCUGGUUUUUUGUAACUAUUUUUUCACCCUACGCAGGGGGCUUAUUGUAAUUGAAAUAAUAAAUACUUUUUACUGGA